Nyctereutes procyonoides (raccoon dog) is the source of this 4338-nucleotide messenger RNA. It is a transcript of the gene MAP4K5, whose product is annotated as mitogen-activated protein kinase kinase kinase kinase 5. Bases 202 to 2796 code for a protein of 864 amino acids. The transcript has 32 exons. Lineage: Eukaryota; Metazoa; Chordata; Mammalia; Carnivora; Canidae. Gene Ontology annotation, molecular function: MAP kinase kinase kinase kinase activity; ATP binding. The record is from RefSeq and is a predicted model, not a curated record. Gene Ontology annotation, biological process: protein phosphorylation.
UCCCCAACAGGCAUAAAGGCCACUGAGGCUUCCUGGGAAUUCAGGCUUUCGGAAAUGUCGUGGAAAAACUCAGGAGGAGACAGGUUGUGCAGGCGGAGCUGCGGGCAGAGGCUCCAUGUUGGGAAGCGGCGCCGCUCAUCCUCGUUAGCGGGACUCGGGGCGCCGGGGGCAGAGCCGGCGGGGGCCGGGCCCUGAGCGAAGAUGGAGGCCCCGCUGCGGCCUGCCGCGGACAUCCUGAGGCGGAACCCGCAGCAGGACUACGAGCUGGUCCAGAGGGUCGGCAGUGGCACCUACGGGGACGUCUACAAGGCUAGAAAUAUUCAUACAGGAGAAUUGGCUGCAGUAAAAAUUAUCAAAUUGGAGCCUGGAGAUGAUUUUUCUUUGAUUCAACAAGAAAUAUUUAUGGUUAAAGAAUGUAAACAUUGUAACAUCGUUGCCUACUUUGGGAGCUAUCUCAGUCGAGAAAAACUAUGGAUUUGUAUGGAAUACUGUGGUGGCGGAUCACUUCAAGAUAUUUACCAUGUUACUGGGCCAUUAUCAGAAUUGCAAAUAGCCUAUGUAUGCAGAGAAACUUUACAGGGUCUUGCCUAUUUGCAUACUAAAGGCAAAAUGCAUAGAGAUAUCAAAGGUGCAAAUAUUUUAUUGACAGAUCAUGGUGAUGUAAAAUUAGCUGACUUUGGCGUGGCUGCAAAAAUAACAGCUACCAUUGCAAAGAGAAAAUCUUUCAUUGGCACUCCCUACUGGAUGGCCCCAGAAGUUGCAGCAGUAGAAAAAAAUGGUGGCUACAACCAGCUCUGUGAUAUCUGGGCAGUGGGAAUAACUGCGAUUGAACUUGGAGAACUUCAACCGCCUAUGUUUGAUCUUCAUCCAAUGAGGGCCCUCUUCUUAAUGUCAAAAAGUAAUUUUCAGCCUCCAAAACUAAAGGACAAAACAAAAUGGUCAUCAACAUUCCAUAAUUUUGUCAAAAUAGCACUAACCAAAAACCCCAAAAAAAGACCAACUGCUGAAAGACUUCUGACUCAUACAUUUGUAGGGCAGCCAGGUCUCUCUAGGGCCCUAGCAGUUGAGCUGUUGGACAAAGUGAAUAAUCCAGACAACCAUGCACAUUACACUGAGGGAGAUGACGAUGACUUUGAGCCCCAUGCAAUCAUUCGUCAUACCAUUAGAUCUACAAACAGGAAUGCCAGAGCUGAACGGACAGCUUCAGAAAUAAAUUUUGACAAAUUACAGUUCGAACCUCCUCUGAGAAAAGAAACAGAAGCACGGGAUGAAAUGGGAGUGUCAUCAGACCCAAACUUUGUAUUACAGUGGAAUCCUUUUGUUGAUGGUGCAAAUACUGGCAAGUCAACCUCAAAACGCGCAAUACCACCUCCCUUACCUCCUAAGCCAAGGAUAAACAGCUACCCUGAAGACAACCUCCUAGAUGAAGAAAAAUCAUCAACUGUAAAACGUUGUCCUGAUUCAGAGAAUAGAGCUCCCCAGUUUCUCCGAAGACAGAGUAGCCCAAGUUGUGGUCCUGUAGCUGAGACUUCCUCUAUUGGUAUGGCUAGCAGUAUCAGCAGUCCUGGAGUGCAUACAGCUAGAUACUAUGAUCUGGGAAAUGGUGAUGGUAUUUCAAAACUGAUUAGUGAAAAUACAGAAGGAUCAGCACAAGCACCACAGUUACCACGGAAAAAGGACAAGCGAGAUUUCCCAAAACCAGCCAUCAAUGGCCUUCCACCCACCCCAAAAGUGCUGAUGGGAGCAUGUUUUUCCAAAGUUUUUGAUGGCUGCCCUUUGAAAAUUAAUUGUGCAACAUCCUGGAUACAUCCUGAUACAAAAGAUCAGUACAUUAUUUUUGGAACUGAAGAUGGUAUUUACACACUGAAUCUCAAUGAGCUACAUGAGGCAACGAUGGAACAGUUAUUUCCACGGAAAUGUACUUGGCUAUAUGUUAUCAAUAAUACUUUAAUGUCACUAUCAGGAAAAACCUUUCAGCUCUACUCUCAUAAUCUGAUAGCUUUGUUUGAACAAGCCAAAAAACCAGGAUUAGCUGCCCAUAUUCAAACCCAUAGGUUUCCAGACCGUAUACUACCAAGAAAGUUUGCUUUAACAACAAAGAUUCCUGAUACUAAAGGCUGCCACAAAUGUUGUAUAGUCAGAAACCCUUACACAGGACAUAAAUACCUCUGUGGAGCUUUACAGUCUGGAAUUGUUUUACUUCAAUGGUAUGAGCCAAUGCAGAAAUUCAUGUUGAUAAAGCACUUUGAUUUUCCUUUGCCAAGUCCUUUGAAUGUUUUUGAAAUGCUGGUAAUACCAGAACAGGAAUAUCCUAUGGUCUGUGUAGCUAUUAGCAAGGGCACCGAAUCAAAUCAGGUUGUUCAGUUUGAGACAAUCAAUUUGAACUCUGCAUCUUCAUGGUUUACAGAAAUUGGUGCAGGCAGCCAACAGUUAGAUUCCAUCCACGUAACACAGUUGGAGAGAGAUACCGUUUUAGUGUGUUUAGAUAAAUUUGUAAAAAUUGUAAAUCUGCAAGGAAAACUAAAAUCAAGUAAGAAACUGGCCUCUGAGCUAAGUUUUGAUUUUCGCAUUGAAUCUGUAGUAUGCCUUCAAGAUAGUGUUUUGGCUUUCUGGAAACAUGGAAUGCAGGGUAAAAGCUUCAAAUCAGAUGAGGUUACCCAGGAGAUCUCAGAUGAAACAAGAGUGUUCCGCUUAUUGGGAUCAGACAGGGUUGUCGUUUUGGAAAGUAGGCCAACAGAAAAUCCUACUGCACACAGCAAUCUUUACAUCUUGGCUGGACAUGAAAAUAGUUACUAAACAACAAAAACUGAUCUCAAAUACAGGAAAAUGACUAUACUCCAUUGAAAGCAAAAACAUCUUAAGUUCAGUACAAACUACACUAUGAUUUACUUUAACUUUUAUGAGUCAUAUCUCAAAUGAUCUGUACUUUAAGGUAGAUUCAGUAUUUUCUGUAGCUGGAAACAGCUAUUCUAUCUCUUGCCACUGUGUGGUGGUUAUAUCAAGUUUGCUUAAUAAAAGCUAUGAGACAAAUAGUCCUCUAGUUCCAGGAAACACAGUCUUUUAAAAAAAUAAUGUUUGUAAUAAGGGUGCCAUGAUAUUUUUAGAUAACUCAUGAUUAUCUUCAGAGAGAUAAAUUUAGUGACAGUUUUCUUAUUUUAUACCAUGUUUUAUUCCUUCUUAAUGAACAUAAUUUGAUAAAGAAAUUAUCAGAUAAGCCUUUCGCUUUUAUAUUGGCCAUUCUGUAUGUUUUUGUAAAAUAGAAUAUUUAAUCCUUAUUUAUUAAUCUCUUGCUGGAGUGGUGUAAUGUAUGUAACUUUUAGCAGAGGAAGGUUUCAGAGCAGCUUAAAUUUUUUUAUAAUGUAUAAAAAUUUUGUUUACGUUUUAAGAGUAGUACUUUAAGAGGUUAGAGGCAGUAUGUCUGGGUUCAGGACAUACAUGCAGUUUUGCUUAACACAAAUAUUUUAUAAUACAGUAUCACCCAGAAUUGCCUUAAAAGGGAGUUUUGUGUUUUCAAUUAUAAUAGUUGUAGGGGAUCAUACAGAAGAUAUUGAUAAUGGAAAUAUUGUUAGGGGGUAUGUAUGUCUAGAUAUGACUACCAUGUGUAUGUAUUCUUGACAAGCAGUAUAAUAUACCUGUGAUUUUUUUUUUACAUUAGGGAUCAUGCAUAAUAAAUUAAUAUUCACAUAUAUUAUCAUCCCUAAUGUAGGGUGGGAUGUAUUUAACUGCCCGUGAUAUGUAUUUUACUUCUACUAUACCAGAGGGGAAACUGUAAAGCAGCUACAUGUGUAAUCUUGGUUUUUUCACAUAUGUAGGUAUUUGUUUUCAGUAGGUUUAAGAAAAAAAAUCUUUAAAUGAAAUUGAAUUCCUGAUGAGAUAGUAUAAAUAAGUAUUAUAAAAACCAGUAUUCUAAAAAUAAAAAAGGAUAGGGCCAUUUUUGAUUUUGGUUCUCUUUUGCUAUUGUUAGUAUUCAAAAUUAAAAUGUCACAUUGGUACCUGUUGUCUUAAUGUAUUUACUGAGAACAGUUAGCAUGGAGAUGAUGAACAAGGAGUUAGCAAUAACAAAGUAUAAAUUCUUUUCAGCAGUUACUUGAGAGGAAAACAAUGUAACGAUCUCAUUCAGUCUUUAGCAAUUCUGUAAAAUAGGUAGUAUUAUCAUCUCCAUUUUGCAGAUGAAGAAAUAAGGUUUUAGCUAGGUUAAGAGAUUUAUCCCAUUCACACAGCAAGUUGGUGGUUGAGCCAGACCAUGAGUCUUGUGACUCUGUUCUUUUCACUCUGCAAUAUGCAAACAAUAAAAUGUUAUGCAAAUAAAAUAUAAAGUAAAUUUUCUGUAAAAAUGCA